AUGGAUGAGCGAGUGUCGGAUACGUUUGAGUUGAUGCCCUCCGUCCACGCCGUGUUCAGUGCUCUGCAGUACGGGUCCCAGCGCGACGUCGAACAAGCCAAGAAGGCGUUGGAGGAGCAUAUUGAGGCGUGCCGAGAGCGGCUGCAGACUCUGCACGUGCCGAGCAAAGCUGCGUUGGAGGCACAGCUCGCAACGUUACAACAACAGCAAGCACAACAGCAGCAACAGCAGCAACAGCAGCAACAGCAGUAG
Salpingoeca rosetta is the source of this 252-nucleotide messenger RNA. RefSeq lists its product as uncharacterized. The coding region runs from base 1 to 252 and encodes 83 amino acids. The record is from RefSeq and is a predicted model, not a curated record. NCBI's taxonomy places the organism in Eukaryota, Choanoflagellata, Craspedida, Salpingoecidae. The transcript has 2 exons.